UUCACGUCAUCAUCCCACGGUCCUGCGCUCUUGGCGUGACGUGAAAGUUGAUUCGCUCCCGGACUCAGACAGAGUCAACCCGCGCAAUUCCUCAUCCCACGACAAAUUACAGACCUUUAUGGGAGGUAAAAACAAUUUCUACGUUGUGACUGUCGGGAAAGAUGUUGGCGUAUUCAAGAAAUGGCUUCAAGUGUCACGCGUACGCGAAGGAACAAAUUGCGAAGGAUAUGAGACGCAAGAAGAAGCAGUCAAAGCAUUCGAUGAAGCUCUGACAAACGGCUUCGUCAAAAUUAGUGGCUCUUUUGACCACCCGUACCAGAGCCCUAGAAUUCAUCCUCCUCUGGAUUGUCCUCCUUACUCCUGUGGUCCUGCCUCUGUUGCUGUCCCCAAUUCUCCUCCUCCAACACCAGGACGUGCCCGUGCACGUUCCAUUUCGACUCCAGCUCCGGCUCCUGUUCAUGUUCCCAUCUUUGCACCUUCUACACCUUCUCCUAGUACCUUUCUACCUCCUUCGGUCUUUGAGAAUGCGUCAUUCGGUGACAUUCCAGGAUAUGCCCAAAAUGUUACAAUCCGGUCUCCGAAGAGGGAAAAGGCCCCUAUCAACACUCCCACCCUACUGAAACAGAAUAAAGAGAUUCAAACAGUGGGUAGGACAAAAGGUGCAUGUGCUCAGUGCGGCUGUGAUUGCACAACGGACCCCAGACAGAAACAGCAGCAGAAUGGAGCCAGCUCCUCUCGCUCUACAAGCGACCCGUCGCAGAGCGCAAAAGGCAAACAAUCUACUCGUCGAGAUGAACUUAGUGUCAUCAGCUCGGAAAGCGAAUCAGACGACGUGUUCACACGUUCCUCGAGUUCAGAUGAGAAGAAGGCACCAAUCACUCCUCGUCGUGCUCAUACUCGAAUUCCUGCAAGUGUUCACAGCACACAUAGAUCAAGCAUCCGAGCAAAGCCUGUUUUGCGUACGCUGUCAGCACCGCCAAAUAGUAGUAGCUUCGCUUCACCACCUUCGUCGCCUUCGCGAAUUCACCAAAAAUUGAAACCCCAACCUCCCGCUGCCGCUGCCAGUAGUCCCCAACCAGCUGCUGCGACUUCGCGCUAUCACCGAAACCCAAAUACCCAAUUUCCUACUUCCACUACCACCACUAACAGUAGUUUCCAACUACCAAAUGCUGUGAUAGAUAUUUCGGAUGUUGAAUCCUAUCCUAGUUCAGAUUCGUCUGUUUCUGGCUCAAAGACUGAUGAAGAAGAAGAUUCUUCCGGACCAGAAGAUGUGACCCCCCUACAAACUCGACAACGACUACUCAGUCCUCUGACUUCUCCAAAUUUCAAGAACGCAGUGUUGACAGAUGGUGUCGGUGGUGGUGUUCACAGACACCCUGAUGUAAAGGGUAAAAAAACGACUGUCUCAAACUCCUCCCCUUCUGCACAGCGCAAAAGGAGUCCUUAUACCCCGAAUUGUACAGCGGAUGUGUUUACUACUGGGACCAGUCUUGGUGCUGCCGCGGAACAUCUUGUUUCUCCCCGUCAAGGUCAUACCAGUUCUUCUUCACCACGUGUAUCCCCUGUUUCAAGAUUUGGAGGCUCCGAACUUGAACAAGGUAGUAGCAACGACGGUGUCAGCAGCGCGUUGGGUCUAUUGCACCAGUCCCCUGCACCGACUAAUAUUAGCGCGAUGUACAAUGUCAUUUUAGAUCCCAGGUCUCCGAUCCUCCGAAACCGUGUCAUGGCUUUAGGGGAACCAAACUCCUCCUCUUCUCCUUCUUCUACUCCCUUUGGACUGAGACCUUCGCCCCGGGCUAAAACUCGAGUUCCAGGUCUGAGAUCCCCUGGAAAGUUAGUUUUGCUUGAAAAUUAGCCUGGAAUCAGCUCUUGUUAUCGUGUUAUCGUGUACACUUCUUGUUAACCUCUGUAAAAUAUCCAUCUUGGUAUUGUACGUAUGUAUCAUUUGUAUGUUGUCGAACCUAUCUCUAGUACAUAGGCUUGAAGUUGCUUGUCCAAAUCAGUAGCCCCACUUUGCUCUCCUUUGAAUCCCAUCCUCAAUCAAGAAAUCGUUGUUGGGGGAAGUCGGGAGCACCAGACGGUUAUUAGGAUGAAUUGGCCGUGGUAAAAGCAAGAUGCAAAGUGUAUCGAAGAGUACACGUAGAUAUGUGUACAAACGAGCCUUAACGAGCUCGUUGGCCGGGAACAAAAAGCGAAAAUCCUGGAAUA
Messenger RNA from Lentinula edodes (shiitake mushroom), 2208 nucleotides. RefSeq lists its product as uncharacterized. The coding region runs from base 119 to 1855 and encodes 578 amino acids. The record is from RefSeq and is a predicted model, not a curated record. The transcript has 3 exons. Lineage: Eukaryota; Fungi; Basidiomycota; Agaricomycetes; Agaricales; Omphalotaceae.